AUGUCUCAAAAAGCUCUUUUGCUUGAGGAGGUGGGUAAGCCGUUAGCCUUGGGGCAACGUACAAUCCCAGAGCCCGGCGAGAACCAGCUACUGGUCAAGGUCCUUGUUGCUGGCCUAAACCCACACGACCAGAGAACCCGUGACGAUGGCCUCUUUGUUACCAGCAUGCCAUAUGUUAUUACUAGCGACAUCGUUGGAGAAGUAGUGACUGCUGGAACCGGAGAGCACUCUGCCAAGUUCAAACUUGGAGACCGUGUUUUUGGACACACGUUUGCGGAAGGAGGCUUCAAAAAUGACUUCAACGCUGCACAGCAAUAUGCCCUCGUUGAUGCGAGGUUUGUGGGCAGAGUAGCCGGCAGUGGGUUAACCGACGACGAGGCAUCAACAAUCCCUGUUAUAGUUUUGGCUGCAUUCAUUGCCCUGUUUGCCCCCUCGGGUCAUGGAAUUCCCGCUCCUCUCGCAACUGAGGCCAAGUCAUUUGACUAUUCUAGCGUCAGCCUUCUCGUCAUUGGAGGUGGCUCCAACACGGGACGAGCCGUCGUUGAGCUUGCAAAAUUAGCAGGGAUAGGUCAGAUCAUCGUGAUCGCUGGGAAACAGAACGAAGAGAACCUCAAGGCUGUUGGAGCUACCCACGUUAUCGAUCGAAGAGCUCAGGAUGUACUGGGUCAGAUUCGUGCCAUCACUGGAGAUGAGUUGAUUUACUCUGUUGACACGGUCAAUGCUGGUUUGGACCAAGAGCUUGGUGUCGCAGCGCUGUCAAACAAGAAGAAAGGAACCUUGAUUACUCUUCGUCGGCCAGACGGAGACUUUGAUGCUGCUCGAAUAGGGCCCAAAGCUGCUGGAUAUGAGCGGCGCCUUGCGUUUGGGGUAUCCCCGAUUCACCCGGAGCUGACCAUGAAAUUCUGGGAGGAGGUUCCUCGUUGGUAUAAGGAGGGGAAGCUUCGUCCAAGCAGUUUCGGGGUUAUCAAAGGUUUGGAUGCGGAUGCGGUGAACCAGGCACUGGACAAAUAUCGGGAUGGAAAUGGGGUCAAGAUGAACAUACACCCAUGGGAAUAA
Messenger RNA from Fusarium tjaetaba, 1056 nucleotides. Its product is annotated as zinc-type alcohol dehydrogenase. The transcript is spliced from 2 exons. The record is from RefSeq and is a predicted model, not a curated record. The coding region runs from base 1 to 1056 and encodes 351 amino acids. Gene Ontology annotation, molecular function: oxidoreductase activity, acting on NAD(P)H. Lineage: Eukaryota; Fungi; Ascomycota; Sordariomycetes; Hypocreales; Nectriaceae.